This is a messenger RNA of Phytophthora nicotianae INRA-310, 954 nucleotides long. RefSeq lists its product as hypothetical. Lineage: Eukaryota; Oomycota; Peronosporomycetes; Peronosporales; Peronosporaceae. Bases 1 to 954 code for a protein of 317 amino acids. The transcript has 4 exons. The record is from RefSeq and is a predicted model, not a curated record.
AUGCGAACGCGCCACUACCUGACGUGCAGUUGCUUGGACGCUCCGUGUGACGCAGCGUGGAUGACGCUGUACAAACACGGUCGCGAUUCCAACUUUUUAAAUGCCACGAGCCUCACGAGAUCUGCGUUUCACAAGUUACUGCGCAGAUUUGCGCGGUUCUACCACAUUCCUUCACUUGGAAGAAGGGGUCGCCCCCCAAGGCUUCGCUACUACCACCAAGCUCUCGGCCUCAUUCUCUGCUUCUACGUGGGGUCCAUGGAAAAUGGGACUCUCUGCAUGCUCUUUGGCGUGCCCCCCAAUACGUUGUCUCGAACGCUGCGCAGAGCUGAAGAGGCGUUGUGCUGUGCACUUAAAGACUUCGCUCCAGCCCGGAUCUCCUGUCCAUCGCCGGCUCGACAGAGAGAGCUGGCGGACAUGGUAAACGCGCGUGAGCCUCUGCUACACCACACGUUUGGGUUUAUAGACGGCAAGAACUUCCGGGUGCAACAACCGUCUAAUGCAGAUCUGCAAAACGCAAUGUACAACGGAUGGUUACACUCCGUUCUGGUCACCGACACUUCUUUGGGAUUCCGCAUGAAACUACUCGAUCCUACAUACUGCCCGGACGUGCGGAUGAACGUCGUGUCGGAUUCGGCGUUCCCCUGCUCCACGGCGAUGAAAGGGAGGAUACUAACACCUUUGAAGGACGGGGAUCUCGAAAGGAUUCAACCAUCGCUACGAAGCUCGGCGCGCACUUUGCACAACGCCAUCACUUCUGUGAGGCAGGCAGCGGAGUGGGGCAUGGGCAGUGUGCAGAAGGUUUACAGUCGCUUGAACUUGCCACUGCCCUACGACCCAAUGCUCCGUGGUCUGAGACUGAACAAUCUAUUCCGGAUGCCUAACUACCGUGUCAGGACGGUGGGCAUUUCGGAAAUCCGAACGACGUUUACGGGCGCGAUGGAGAUCGCCCUGUAG